GGGUUUGCUGUGCUUGCGCAGCGCCGCACUGCCAACUGGUCUCUGCACUGGCAGGGAUUUGGGGCGGCGCGGCGGCAUGGGUGCAUUGGGCAUUGGGGGCUUGCUGGAGAUAUUUCUAUCCAACCAAGUUUGAAAUGUUGUCUGGACCACGGACAGUGGCUUCUCAGAUUGGAGAAUCGCGGCCAUCCACCGCAUGGCUCAACCAACUUAUUGACAAAAGAGGGCGCUGCAGUCUCCACCUGCUGCAAUGCAGUGGUCGUCUGACGAAUACAUCCAGCUUUCCUGUGCAUAAGCCUGCUUUGGAGCUGGUGGCAGCUACGCAGCUUUCAUGACACUUGGAAGCACUUGCAGAGGCUCUCAUCGCCUGCUGCACCAUUAGAGAGCAGUAUCAAACGACAUCUGCAAUGAACAGUGACACAGAUCGUUUGUGGUCUUGGGAGGAAGCGCGUGAUUCGUGCCUGCAGCGGCUCCAGGAGGCUUGGGGUUAUGGCAGCAGGGUCGCAAAACCCGGGAUUCCAUAUGUGAUCCAAGGAGCUGCAGCUGGAAUCACCUUUGUGGGGGGGUUAGCUGGUAUCCAGGGGGUUGCAUACGCUUGCAGAAUUUCGUGCGCAUCACCUCACAUUGGUCCCUUGUUUGGCAUGGUGGGGGUUGGACUGGCAUCAGCAGCUGGCGGACAGGUGUCGAAGGCUGUUGGCCGGUGGCAGGCAGGGCUCGAGCCUUGGCCCCGAGAAGGUCUGGCAGCUAUUAGAGGAGAGGAAGUGCUUUUGGAUGCUGCGCUCGGCAUCCUAGCGUACAAGGCCCUGGGAGGCAUGUUCAAGAACGUGAAUCCAAGCGACCUCCGCUAUCCUGGUUCAUUUGCAAGAAGUUCAAUAGCUGCCAACGGUGCCCAGUACAGCACCGUAAAGCAGCGGAAGGACAUCGUUAGCCUCUUCCGACGGUAUGGGUGCCAUCACUGUGGCAGGCGCACUGGAGAGUGUAUUGGCGACCACAUGCCACCAAACAAGUUUGUCUGGCCCGAAGGUACUCGUUCGAAGGUAGUGACUGCCAGUCAAAAUGUUUUCGUGAAAGCGUUGAGACAGGUAACAAGACGAAAAGGUCCAGCCCGCACCAACUCGGGGACGUUGAAGGCUGCAGAGCGGGUAGCCCAGCGCCUGUUCCCGCAGUGCACGAAAUGUUCGGAGAAGCAGUCAGUCGCCGUCAAGCUCGGGAGGCAGGUUCUCGUUGUUCACAAGCGACUGGGCCUUCCUGAGUCGUGCUAUUACGCGGGCGUCUUUGCUGGACUUAGACACUAUGUCGACCCCACGAUCGAAAGACGGAGAGCUCAUAAGACAGACGGACCCACUCGACACCACUAAAGCGGAGAGGAUUGUCGGUGUCUGCCUGUCGUUGAGCAUUCAAGGAUGCCCAAAAAGUUUAUUAUAUUGAAAUGCUACACUACUGUAGCUUGCUGCGAUUGAGCAAAUUUUGCCAUACGCUUGCUAAGACCAUUGCGGACACAUGCAUCAGCUGCCAAUCUAGCUCAAAGGCGUCUAUGAGCAAAUCUGACAAUAUGGAGACAUGCUAGUGCAAGUCAGAGGCAAUUUGUUGUCGAGGUGCACGGGCUGAUUGCGCGCGCCCAAAUUAAGACUGUAACCAUGCAGAAUCGAUUCAUG
This is a messenger RNA of Klebsormidium nitens, 1652 nucleotides long. The record is from the annotation of a GenBank genome assembly. Lineage: Eukaryota; Viridiplantae; Streptophyta; Klebsormidiophyceae; Klebsormidiales; Klebsormidiaceae.